AUGAUGCUGUCGCGGUCUACUUUCAGCCGGAAUGCGCCCCGUGCGCUCCAGAAGCAGUGCUCUGCUGCUGGCGCCAGCAGCCGUCGGGGCAUGGCCUCUGCUGCCACUCCUGGUCUCCAGUACGAUGUCUCUGAGUCUGCUGGUGUGAAGGUCGCCAACCGGGAAGUUGCUGGCCCUACCAGCACCCUUGCUCUGGUUGCAAAGGCUGGUCCCCGUUACCAGCCCGUCCCUGGCUUCUCCGAUGCCCUCGAACAGUUCGCUUUCAAGUCUACGCUGAAGCGCUCGGCACUGCGGAUCAAUCGGGAAGUCGAACUGCUGGGCGGUGAAGUUUCCUCUACACACUCUCGCGAGAACGUCGUCCUCAAGGCCAAGUUCCUUUCUGGCGAUCUCCCCUACUUCGCUGAACUUCUCGCCGAGGUUGCUUCUCAGACCAAGUUUGCAGCCCACGAGUUGAGUGAGGUUGUCCUCAAGACCCUCAAGUACAGACAACAGGCCCUUGCCGCCAACCCCGAGGCCCUCGCUGUCGAUGCCGCUCACGCCGUCGCCUUCCACCGUGGCCUGGGUGAGAGCAUCACCCCCUCGACCACCGUUCCCCUCGAGAAGUACCUCUCCGCUGAGGCUCUGGCUGAGUACGCUCAGCAGGCCUUUGCCAAGUCCAACAUCGCUCUUGUUGGCAGCGGUGCCAGCUCCGCCGACGUCUCCAAGUGGGUUGGUGACUUCUUCAAGGCCGUCCCCAGCGGUGCCCAGCUCCAGAGCGCUGCCUCCAAGUACUACGGUGGUGAGCAGCGUGUCUCCACCAAGGCCGGUAACGCCCUUGUGAUUGCCUUCCCUGGCUCCGGUGCCUUCGGAACCGCUGCCUACAAGCCCGAGGCCUCCGUCCUCGCUGCCCUCCUGGGUGGUGAGUCCUCCAUCAAGUGGACCCCCGGUUUCUCCCUCCUCGCCCAGGCCACCCAGGGCUUCUCCCAGGUCCGUGCCUCGACCCAGAACCUUACCUACUCGGAUGCUGGUCUCUUCACCAUUGCUCUCUCUGGUAAGGCCGACCAGAUCACUUCUGUUGGUAAGAACGCCGUCGACCUUCUCAAGAAGGUUGCCGCCGGUGAGGUUGCCGCCGAGGAGAUCAAGAAGGCCGUUGCCCUCGCCAAGUUCCGCGCUCUCGAGUCCGCCCAGACCCUUGAGACUGGUGUCGAGGCUACCGGUUCCGCUCUCAUCAACGGCAGCAAGCCUUACCAGAUUGGUGAGGUUGCUCAGAGCAUUGAUGCCGUCACUGAGGCUCAGGUCCAGGAUGUUGCCAAGUCUUUCCUGUCUGGCAAGGCCUCCGUCGCCACUGUUGGAGACCUCUUCCAGCUCCCCUACAGCGAGGACCUUGGUCUGACUGUUUAA
Aspergillus tubingensis is the source of this 1380-nucleotide messenger RNA. RefSeq names its product ubiquinol--cytochrome-c reductase subunit 2. The transcript has 4 exons. Gene Ontology annotation, molecular function: metal ion binding. Gene Ontology annotation, cellular component: mitochondrion. Lineage: Eukaryota; Fungi; Ascomycota; Eurotiomycetes; Eurotiales; Aspergillaceae. The coding region runs from base 1 to 1380 and encodes 459 amino acids. The record is from RefSeq and is a predicted model, not a curated record.